Messenger RNA from Python bivittatus (Burmese python), 3267 nucleotides. NCBI's taxonomy places the organism in Eukaryota, Metazoa, Chordata, Lepidosauria, Squamata, Pythonidae. The record is from RefSeq and is a predicted model, not a curated record.
AUGGACGUUAGUGAAAUGAUUGCCAGUGCUAUUAAAAAGCCGAAAAAAAAAGGUGUCAAAAGUAAAAAAAAAAGAUUAACUUUUCAAGAUGAAGUGCAUGCUGAAGAGAAGUUACUUUUAAAAGAUUCAACACAUUUAGUCACAGCAAGAAGUACUAGCUAUCUUACCUUUGGCUUUGUUUUUAUUAAAAGCUUACCUUAUCAAGGUUUAGAUAUAGUAGGAGCAACCUAUAACAACAGGAGUAAAAAACUGGUGCUGAUCGAUGGAAGAGGAUUUUUCAGUUUAGAUUUGAUUCCUUCUAAUUGUACUGUUAAAAGAGAAAUGAAUUUUCAAAAGUAUCAAUUCAAUUUGGCAAGGAUCAUCACUUACUCUGACAAAUUCAAUGUUUACUUUGUUCUGCAAAAAGAUUUUGCAAUAAAGGUUUACAACAAGGACUAUGCUGAAAUAUGCUGUAUAGAAAAGCCAGAUUCAGGACGAUUAACAUUUAUAUCAUUUAACCCAGUGAAAGAUGAACUCAUCAGUGGAGGAAUCACUGGCGUAAAGACUUGGAAGUUUAAAGAAAAGAAGGGCCCACUUGAGACUAACCCCAUCCCAAUGUACAAUUACGGCCUUUUCCUUAGUACAGAAUAUCCACACAUGGGGAAGAAUUGGUGUACAAAUAUGGAUUUUGAUGUCCUUAUGCAAAGAUAUUAUUGCUUUUCUGAUGGUCACUUCUUCUGUUAUGAUAUCAAUGGGAAAUUGCUACUUGAGAUACCCAAUGCACAUCAAAGUUCAAUUCUCUCUUGUGUCUACUCAUCUGAUGUUAAUAUUUUGCUUACUUCUUCAAAAGACAGUGAAAUAAAAUCUUGGAAUGACCAAGGCUGCUUGCUGCACGUAUUUCAGGGUCAUUCCAAAACUGUUACAAAGCUUCUACUGCACCCAAACACUACCUCUUUAUUUAUCUCUGGAUCUCUAGAUGGAUCAGUCAGACUCUGGUCAUUUGAUACUAUGGAUGCUUUUUACAGUUUAUCCCUCUUCCAAGAAGGAGUACUUUGGAUUGGCACAAUGGAAGAUAAAUUCCUGUACUGCUGUUCUGCUCACAAUGUUCAUAUUUAUGAUCUGAAUUCAUUUACCAGCUUUUGGACUCAUAUCAACAGCCCAAUAAGUCACCUCCACAUCUGUAAUGCUGUUGGGAAGUCCAGCCGGGUGGUUGCAAUGGGUGUUGACAACAGUUUAAGAAUAAUCUCUGUUCAAAAUGGGACAAAAUUAUGCACCGUCUUGCCACCUCCUUAUCCUACCUUGCUUCAGUCAGUUCUCAGCUUUACCUACAACCGAACUAGUGGAACUAUUUAUUUUCUCUUGACACCCUGUGAUAUAUGGGUUUAUACAGCAAGGACUGAUCCUGCAUGUAGAGUAGCAGUAUGGACUACUAGGGAACUACAAGAACAUUUACAUCGAAAACACCCCUUAGCUUCAUGUAUUGAGAAGAAUGAAUAUUUUCAACAUACCCAAAAAAAUAACUUUAGGACUUCAGUGAGAUGUGAAUGCCUCUGCAGCUUGUCCUCACCACUAUGUUACUUGGUAGAUGAAGGGAUGGUGUAUGCAGAUAAUCAGGAAUUUCUGGUUCUUGGUAUGCAGGAUGGAAGAAUUCUGUUUCUCCAUACAUCAAUUCAAAACUUGGUAUAUUAUGAGAUGGCUACCUAUAAAGAUCCUGUCAUCCAUUUACAACAUGAUACAGCCUAUCGACAACUGGUAAUCAUGUGCCAGAAACCAAAAUACAAAUUGAUUCACUUCAGAAGCUUACCUUCUCUGGAACUGGUCUUUCAAGUUUAUAUACCGAACGAUGGCAUUGUUUUCACAAGGCUUGACAGAUCACUUUUUAUUGGCCUGAAAUCUGGCACUGUGGAUAUUUUAAGUAUUCUAGAGGAAGGCAAUGAAAUGACAUUUCCUGAAAAAGAGGAAAUAGAAGAAGAUGCUUCAGCAAACUAUCAUGAUGGUCCUGUAAUAGCAGUGGAUUCCUGCAAGAAUCUUUCUAUCUUUCUGAGUUGUGGUUCAGAUGCCAUAAUAAAACUAUGGAAUAUUAACAAAAUCCUCGUGGCUGAGAUCACGCUUGAUAACACUUUAAGCACAGCCUGUUUCCUCAAUAGUUCUGGUGACAUUUUACUGGCUUUCAAAAAUGAUAUUUAUAUCUUGCAUCACAAUAAAAUAUCACGCAUUUUGAAAACUACUGUUCAAACUGCCAAAGUCUCAGAAACAGAAUCCUAUAUUUUUGAAAGCCAGCUUUUAGAUGAACAAGACAAAAUUGAUGUCUCUAAAUCAGUUGAGAUGGCUUCAUAUCUGGUGCCUUAUAAAGGCUAUGCCUUCACUGAAGAUUUUACUUCAGAGCUGCAGGUUUUGCCAAAGAAGAAAGGAAAGAGAUUCUGGAAACUUCCACUAGCUCCUUCAAAGAUAUACUUGUCUCCUUGUACCUCAGAAGCAUCUUUAAAAGUGUUUGAUUUCCUUCUCCAAGCUGGAACUCAUAACCUAGAAGAACAAGAUAAAGUUAAAAUGUCUGAAAGGAUGAUUGUGACUAAAGAUAUGAAAUAUGUACCUGGGCCCAAACCUGCAGCACCAGCAGUGUUGGAAAUACCAUUCUUUGGAGUUUCUCCAUGUCCAUCUUUUGUUCAAGAGCCACCUAAGACAACUAAACAGCAGGAAGAGCAGAAAACAGAACAACAAUACAAUGAAGGCUAUAAAUCCCCUUAUGAAAAACAUACAAGAGGGAUGAGCUGGAGGAGGAAAGAAAAUGAACGAAUUCAGCAAGUGGAGGAACGUCUGUCGCAAGAACUUAAAAAAAGGCCGUGUUCUCACACUCGCUGUUUCACACCUGACAGCUCUCAGCAAUAUAAAACAUUAGAAUAUUUUGACAUUGUUCCUGAAUCAUUGUUUACUUGGAUGAAGCCUUACAAACAAUAUCACGGUCGCCCAUAUACUGUGAUGGAAGAAACUACCAUUAACCUUCCUAGGGACUUUCCUUACAGGCUGGCCUGGGGGACACCAACCACCCAAGAUCUGAACAUAAAACUUUAUCAUCCCAAACUGAAAUUCAGAAAGGAACAAAGAAUAAGCAGACUGCUUGAAGAGAAAAUUUUGCAACCAACCAGAUCAAUUCCGGACAAAGGGAGAUACAUCUUAGUGAAUGACUCAAAUCCAGCACCUUCAGCUCCUGUUAUGAGUUCACUGGAAAGCAGGUUACUCAGUGCCCGUUUCCCUGGACAGAAAGAAAAGAUUCUCCGUUCUCUCCUCUGA